Messenger RNA from Anolis sagrei ordinatus, 725 nucleotides. The record is from RefSeq and is a predicted model, not a curated record. Lineage: Eukaryota; Metazoa; Chordata; Lepidosauria; Squamata; Anolidae.
AUGAAUAAAACCACAGACAUCGGCCCUGCAGAUAUAAUUAUUGUAUUUGGAAAAACUGAAGACAAAGGAACAUUAACAGAGAUUUAUAUGAAAGAGGAGCGAGUCCAGGGCGGGGCCAUCUCCACCUGGCCUCAUCACCUUAAGAGGAUAUUUUCCCAUGGUUCGGCCAAGGUUGCCAUUCACUCCAGCAUCCCAGAAGCAGGAAUCAACCUCUAUCAAGACACAAGGGUGCACUGUCUGUGCUAUGCCAAUGAGAGUCACCAGAGUCAGUCUUCCAUAUUGAGAAAAUCGUCAUCUAUGAACCAGGAGGACAGCACAAUGCCAAGAGCCAAGAAAUCAGUUCGAUUUCGGGAAUCAGAAGAAAUUAUUCCACCUGGGGGGGGGGAGCUGGACUAUAUCCCAGCACGCGAGAGGCCAUCAAACAUUUUGCCUGUGUUCCUGGGGAUUUGCCUUUUUUGCAUGAUUCUGCUGUUGGCUGCAGGUCUAUACUACAGCAGCAGGAGGCACAAUUUCAAAGUCUUGGAAGAAUUUCACUCCCAGCUUGUUAUCGUCAUCCUUCAGAUCAGACACGUUGCUUUGAAAUGUUGGACUUGGUUUGUGAGGCAAUAGACAGCCGUAAGCACGGAGCCAUGCCGGGCUGAAAACAACGGGCUCCUUUACGUCUGGUUGCAUUUGAAGAAAUAAAGUCUGUUUUUUUUUAACUAAACAGAGAAUGAGUGGUUGUU